GCUGUCUUGUUCAUCUACUCAACAUCAUUUCUGAGACUGCCACGUAUCACUAUCUCGAAGAUUGCGACUCUUGAGCCUCUGCGACGGCGAACAAUCGACAAGCGUUCUGUGUCGAAUCUCUUUGGUAUCCAUCUACCAUCCCCAGGUCCCACAUUCAUUUCACCUCUGUAGAUCCGACAGAUCGCCAAGGCACACGACUCGCUGCUAGUCCGCAGAGUCACCGUUUCAGCAAGAGCUUGGUACGAGAGGCGAGGGUUGGUAUAAAAGCAACACAUCUCACACUAGGCCAGAGGCUCAUUCCGAAUUUGACAUGUCCUUGAGGGGCAGUAAUUCACACCGUCUGUCUCGUCAAGGCUUCUCACCAAUUCCACACGAGAACAUGAACAACGGUGACGCGACUAUCGACAUUCCUCUGCAAGAGGUCCAUUCGACCCAGCACAGGAGUGACAGCUCAACACCCUUCGCCAACCAGGGCGACAACCUCUCAAAAACAACAUCACGUCAGCCACCACGCACAAUUGGCGGACGAAGAGCAAGAAGGGCAGGGAACAACGAAUCUGUCGGCUAUGAUGGAGAAGAGGACACUCUGAACCGUAUGGGCAGAAUCUACAACAAGAUCCUCAACUUCAGCAUCAUCACCCGCUACUUUGUCUACGUCUCGCCAUUGGCUCUCUGCAUUGCCAUCCCUAUCAUUGUUGGAGCUACAGCUGCUCCCCAUGCAAAGAUUGGCGGCGUGCCCAUUGUCUGGUUCUUUACCUGGAUCGAGAUUGUCUGGCUCAGCUUGUGGGGCUCCAAGAUUGUCGCCCACUUCCUUCCCUUCGUCUUCCAAUUCGUGGCCGGUGUAGUCAGCUCUGGCACUCGCAAGUAUGCUCUUAUCAUCAAGGCGCUCGAAAUUCCUCUGUCUCUGGCAGGAUGGGCCAUCACUUCUUUGGCAACAUUCAUUCCCCUCAUGACACGCAAUCCCUACGGCCGCGCCCACAAUCAAGCCAUGACCCACUGGAUGAAGAUCAUGAACCAAAUUCUCGCUGCAUGUUUGAUAGGAACUCUCGUGCUGCUCGUUGAGAAGUUCUUCAUCCAGCUCAUCAGUAUCAACUACCACCGCAAGCAAUUCAAUGCUAGAAUCAAGGACUCCAAGCGCAACGUCUUCCUCCUCGGUCUGCUCUACGACGCCUCCAGAGCUCUCUUCCCAGCAUACGAGGUCUUUGCUGAGGAAGACUACAUGAUCGCCGAUCAACUCAAUCUUAGCAUGUUGGGUGGAAAGAACGCAAACCACAAACGCUCCGGUUCAGUCACGCCUUUCCGCCUGUUGCAGAACGUUGGAAGAUUCGGUGACCAGGUCACUUCCGCUUUCGGAAACGUCGCCCAGGAGAUUACUGGAAAGCAGGUCUUCAACCCCAACAGCGCACACUCGAUCGUUACUGGCGCCCUCGAGAAGAGACGUACCUCCGAAGCUCUGGCCAGACGUUUGUGGAUGUCCUUUGUCAUGGAGGGCAAGGAAGCCCUGUUCGAGGACGACAUUAUCGAGGUUCUUGGUGACAACCGUAGAGAAGAAGCCGAGGAGGCCUUCAUCAUGCUGGAUAAGGACUGCAACGGUGACAUCUCUCUCGACGAGGCUGUCCAGCAGGUCAUUCAGAUCAGCCGUGACCGCAAAGCUCUCGGAACCAGCAUGCACGAUGUCGACCAAGCUAUCAACGUCCUCGACAGACUGCUCAUGGUCAUCGUCUUCAUCAUCAUUAUCUUUACCUUCAUCGCAUUCCUCAACGCCAGCUUCACCACCACUCUGGCCACUGCUGGUACCACCCUUCUUUCCCUGUCCUUCGUCUUCUCCGUCACCGCCCAGGAAGUCUUGGGAUCUUGCAUUUUCUUGUUUGUCAAGCACCCUUACGACAUAGGAGAUCGUGUUGACAUUGGUUCCGAUCACUUGGCCGUCGACCACAUCUCUCUCCUGUUCACCGUCUUCCGCCGAAUCAGCGGCACGGAAGUUGGCAAAUGUGUCCAGAUCCCGAACAACGUGCUUAACGGACUUUGGAUUGAGAACGUCUCUCGUUCUAAGCUCAUGAAGGAACAGCUCACUCUUGACGUCAGUUUCGAUACCACGUUUGAGGAUAUUCAACUUCUCAAGAACGAACUCAUCAACUUCGUCUCCGACAAGGACAACAGCCGCGACUUCCUUCCUGAAAUUGACGUUGAGGUUUUGGGAACUUCUGACAUGUCCAAGUUGCAACUCAGAGUCGAGGUCAGACACAAGGGUAACUUUGCCAACGAGACACAACGUGCAGCUAGACGCUCCAAGUUCAUGUGUGCUCUUGUCCAAUCUAUUCGCAGAGUUCCCAUCAACGGUCCUGGUGGCGGUGGUGACGCACUUGGAGGCCCUGCAAACCCGACUUACUCGGUCUCUGUUUCGGAUGGAUAUGCCACCGAAGCUCGUGAAGCCUCUGCUGAUACCAAGGAUAAAGCUAGACUCGUGCCUAACAAGAAGGUCGAAGAAGCUUUGAGCCCCAGCCAGACACGUUCCAAGAGCACGGGUACAGGCCCUCUUGGCCUCUCAGCAAAGGAAGCCGCAAUCGUCGAUCAUCUUCACUCUCAAGCACCUGGUCUGGACACCACUCGCGACGAACCGUGGAUGGAGAACGGCAGUAGCACUUUAGACGAGCGUUCAAACUCGGAUCGUGCCCAAGAUAUCGAAGAAGUCAGAGGUUUGUUGCAAAGAGAAAACACCAAGGGCAAACGUCGUCCUUCCCAGGCAACAAGAUCUCAACAGCCUGGAGUGCCGACAAUCAUCGAGUCAAUGCCCCCUCCCGUCGCAUAUACCGGUUACGCUCAAACGGCCGAAGCCAGUCUUGAUGUCGACGACUACGAACAAUACCGCACCCAAGCUCAGGGUGGCCAAGGUCAAGGAUUGAACCUCACCAUCCCCAACACUGGCCCUGCUCUUCCCACAAGCCCCUCAGCUUACGUGCAAGGUUCCAACUACGUGGACAUCAAUCGAACGACAUCCGGACGUCAGCCAUCUGGCCAGAAUGUUGAGAUGAGACAGAUGGGACGCAGUCCCAGCAACCCUUAUCGCCAGCAAUCCACCAGAAGAACCUCUAACCCUUACGACAGUGAUUGAAUCUCUUCCACGACCUAGAUGAGGAAAUAAAAGUUCGAAUUGCUGGUCGACUCGGAUCUCAGCGUUGCUCUGAGCACAUUUUUUCACUUUUCGGCAUCAGCAUCAGCAUGUUUUCUUUUCUUUUUUUUGCAUUGCUUGCUCGUUUGGCAAUUGCUUUUGUUUAUUUGUACAUUCUUUGUGCAUCGCACUUGCAUGAAAAAGCACGGCACUGGAGUUUUCUGAUUCGCAUUUCUCGAAAGAAGGGCCAUCGGUGUUGUACAUAGCCCCAUCACUUGUUUUAUAGAUCGACAGUAGAAACAGUUCAUUUCCAACAUCAAGACAAUGAUUCGAAAAG
Aureobasidium pullulans EXF-150 is the source of this 3446-nucleotide messenger RNA. RefSeq lists its product as uncharacterized. Gene Ontology annotation, biological process: intracellular calcium ion homeostasis; calcium ion transmembrane transport. Gene Ontology annotation, molecular function: calcium ion binding; calcium channel activity. Gene Ontology annotation, cellular component: membrane. The transcript has 3 exons. The record is from RefSeq and is a predicted model, not a curated record. NCBI's taxonomy places the organism in Eukaryota, Fungi, Ascomycota, Dothideomycetes, Dothideales, Saccotheciaceae. The coding region runs from base 311 to 3112 and encodes 933 amino acids.